AUGCUGCUCUACGGAUUCGUCAUUCCUUUAAUCCACUUUCUUGCACGGGCCCAUUCCGUGACCGCAAUUGGCGUCCUGCUUCCAUUAUACGUCUACCCAGGCACCAACUGUGCAGCUUGGAGCGCUGUCAACAGCGCCAUCUCUAGUCAUAUCUCAACACAAUGGUACAUUAUCAUCAAUCCCAACUCCGGCCCCGGGAAUACCGACACACUUUACCAAGGAUGUGUGGCCUCUCUUGCUUCCUCCAACAACCGGAUAACCAUGGGGUACAUUAACACGCGCGGAAGUAAUGUCGAAGACGACAUCAAUAAAUAUGCAAAUUGGCCAGUGAACGCGCGUCCGAAAGGGAUUUACUUCGACUUCAUCAGCCCUACUUCAGAUAACCUCAAUAUGUACACGAAAUAUGUGUCAUUCGCAAGGGGGAAAGGCUUCUCGUUCAUUGGUUUGGACUCUGGGCAGAAUGUCCCUGACGGCUACCUUGCCCUCGGAAAUCUCAUCAACACAUAUCAGGCGUCGUACUCUUCAUUCCAGGCUUCGUCGCUCACCGGUUCGCUCUCCAAACAGUCGAUAACUCUGGAGAAUGCACCAGCCUCAGACUCCUACAGCACUAUUAUCAAGCAGCUGGAUAGUAUGGGCGUCGCUGCUGUGUAUAUCACAAACGAGGGCGAUUCCAGUCAAGCAAUUCCCGCUCGUUUCAGCGCAUUUGUUGACGAAGUUGCGAAUCCUGGCACUUCUUUCGGUGGCAACCCCCCUCCUGUAAAUCCCGCAGCUCCAACGACGUCAGGCAACAACAACAACAGCAAUCCGCCUCCAAAUUCAUCGAAUCCCGUUCCCACACAACCACCCUCCCAUAUUAGCCUUAGCUCACCCUCGACUACGCCGAAGGGCACUGAAAAUUCUGGUCCCUCCCAACUUGAAGAUGCUGCAUCCAGGUCUUCGACGGCGAAUGCGCCCGGCAAGACGUUCAAAUCCGAUUCGCCCGGCUCAUCGCCAGAUGAGAACUCCAAUCAAGAUGGAGGUAAUACGGGCUCUGGUUUGACAGCAACCCACCACAGUCCACCGGUGGCUGCUAUUGUUGGAGGAAUUCUCGGUGCCGCUGUGGUGAUCCUUUGUCUAUUCCUUGUUGCACUUUAUCUGCGCCGGCGAAAAGGACGGUUUGAGGAAUCUGGGUCUCCUCGCAAUAUUGCUCCCUUUACUACGGAACCGCGCCGUCAGAUGUCAAUAAUUACAGACACCGUCACGGAUGGUGUGUUUACCAACCGAGGCUCAGUUACACCAGACACCAGCCCGGAGGAAUCGUCAGCAGGAGCGCCUAUGCCGCCUUCGCGUCGUUAUCAAACCCAACAGUGGACUGCGGACAUCAAGCAACCCAUUCCCGAGGAUGCCGCCUCAGCCAGCUAUCUCCCUAGCUCAUCUGCUCAACUACCAUCAAGACCCGAAUCUAGCGACCCCUUCGCUGAUCUUGAAGCAGCCACGGUACAAACCCCAACACGAACCUCUUUCAUUUCCGCAUUUUCCGCCUACACCGCAUUGAGUGGUUCGACUAUCCCGGCCUAUCCCGGUGCCAACACGAAUAGUGCGACCACGCGUGAUUCAAUGCCGCCACCCGCCUAUGCUUAA
Mycena indigotica is the source of this 1620-nucleotide messenger RNA. RefSeq lists its product as uncharacterized. Lineage: Eukaryota; Fungi; Basidiomycota; Agaricomycetes; Agaricales; Mycenaceae. The coding region runs from base 1 to 1620 and encodes 539 amino acids. The record is from RefSeq and is a predicted model, not a curated record. The transcript is spliced from 7 exons.